This is a messenger RNA of Mugil cephalus (flathead mullet), 5409 nucleotides long. It is a transcript of the gene iffo2b, whose product is annotated as intermediate filament family orphan 2b. The record is from RefSeq and is a predicted model, not a curated record. Bases 557 to 2044 code for a protein of 495 amino acids. The transcript has 8 exons. NCBI's taxonomy places the organism in Eukaryota, Metazoa, Chordata, Actinopteri, Mugiliformes, Mugilidae.
CACUUUGCAACAUGAUCCACGGAGAGGCCGGGCUCUGCAGCGCUGCAUCCGCCUGCCACACCGCACCACAUGGAGGCUGGGUAGAGCCGCGGUGAACUUGGGAUGAUAAAGAAAAGAAGGUGGACCAUUUUCCUUCGUCUGUUGGCUAUAUGAACCCGCACAGCAUCAGCAGCUCCUGACAAAGCAAAGGCAGACUCAGAGAUGAGGGUGACGGGAAGUGCUGCUGCUGCUGCUGCUGCUGCUUAUUGCAGUCUGCGUCAAACCUCCUCCAGAAGAUGAUGCCCUCUGUGCCUCUUACGGAUCUUUUGUGUUCCUCGUUUGCUUGUGAUCCAUGUCAGUAUCUCGGGGUAAACAUCCAGCAGGGACAGACAGUGACGGUCACUUCGUCGUCACUCUCAGCAUCUGCAUUGUAAAGAGUUCGUCCAGGGGAGUGGGGUUUUCAAGGAGUAUGCGGAGAUAAAUUAACACCAGAUUUUGUUUGCUGCGUUCAAGUCACAUCGAGCCAUAUUUGGAUUAUCGGGCUUUUUUUUGUUUGUUUGUUUGUUUGUUUACCAACAUGAACUCGCUGUUUUUCUCCGAUUCUCCUCCCGGGGCGGUCUGCAACGUCCCCACCGGGUCGGGCGCGGUGACCAGCGCCCUGCGAAACGACCUGGGCUCCAACAUCCAUGUGCUGAAAACCCUGAACCUGCGCUUUCGCUGCUUCCUCGCCAAAGUCCAUGAGCUGGAGAGGAGAAACAAGCUGCUGGAGAGCCAGCUGCAGCAAGCUCUGCAGAGACCGCACUACCGCCACCUUUACACCCGAGAAGUGGCCGUGCAGACAGACGGUCCCGGGUCGAGGCUGCCGGGCACCAUCUGGAGUUUCACCCACAUCCGGAGGCAAGGGGAGCGCCUCGAGACCCUGCACGGGCCCGGGGUGACCUGGACGCACCCGGACGGAGUUGGGGUCCAAAUAGACACCAUAACCCCAGAACUGAGGGCUCUCUAUAAUGUGCUGGCCAAAGUCAAGAGGGAGAGGGACGAGUACAAGAGAAAAUGGGAGGAGGAGCUGUCCAAGCGAGAGCAGCUGGAGUCCAUGGUUGAAUCCCUGCAAGAGAGCGCCCAAGAGUCCUCAGCGAUCCAGGGUGAGCUGAGCGAGAAGGUGGACAGGCUGAAGGCUGAACUCGUGGUCUUCAAGAGUCUGAUGAGUGAUCAAAUGUCUGACCUGGACUCCCAGAUUCAGGAGAAAGCCAGGCGGGUGGACAUGGACAUCUGCAGGCGCAUCGACAUCACGGCCAAACUGUGUGACGUGGCCCAGCAACGCAACUCAGAAGACAUGUCAAAGAUGUUCAACGUCAGUCCUGCCAGGUCGAUGCCCGAGAAGGGUGCCAUGGCCUGCUGCAGGAGAAAAGAGCGUAAAGCAGUGUCUGAUGAGGAGAAUUCGGAGAUGGAUGCCGAGCCGAGCCCCUCAGAAGAGGAGGUGCCCGGGUCGCUCAACAUCACAGACGAGAUGAAACGCAUGCUCAACCAGCUACAUUGCUCAGAUAACUCCUUUGUUGCCAGGCGCGAGACGUUUGAGAUCGACGACGACUGCGACAGCCUGACGUGGGAGGAAAACGAGGAGACCCUGCUGCUGUGGGAGGACUUCACCAACUACAACGUGCCGUGCAACGUCGCUGCGAUGACCUGCGCCACCACCUGCCCCUGCGAGUCGAGCGCCGAAGCCGCCGAGCCGGACUCCCAGGAUGGAAGUCUUGGCAGCCUCAUUGAUGAAACAGAGUCACUAUUUAAGACCAGAGAGCAGGAGUACCAGGAGACCAUCGGCCAGAUCGAGAUGGAAUUGGCCACAGCAAAGAGCGACAUGAACCGACACCUGCACGAGUACAUGGAGAUGUGCAGCAUGAAGAGGGGCCUCGACGUGCAGAUGGAGACCUGUCGGCGGAUGAUUAAAGGUGGCAGGAACUCUCCUUCUUUCAGCUCUGUGGCCAGCAGCGACUCAGGGAACACGGACGAGAUCCAGGACGAGAUUUCGGACAAGGACGUAGAGGCCGAAGUCCCCGUUAGUUGAUGCCGGGCUCCGUCCCAUCUCCUCCUCCCGUCUGCCCCUGGUUAUCACAGGGUUUAAAGACCCUGCUACAGCAGCGGACCAUCCUAAAUCUGGGCCUGUUUGGGCCCAUUUUAAUGGUGAUGUUCACUGACGCAGGCCCAGAACUGGUGCUUUUAUACUAUUUCUGUUGUAUAAAAAAUGGUGGUGGGGGGGGGGUCGUCUUUGCUUGACAAAGAGAAGAGUGCAUAUAAAAGCCAAGCUGUGCUCUCUUCCUCACUGCUGCCUCGCUAGAUCCUUGUCCAGAGCUUCACAUAACUUCUGGGAGAAAAGAAAUUUAAUAUUUUAAAUGGCCUGAAAAGUAUUUUCUACCCUAUAAAGAUCCUUUAUUUCUAAAGGAAUUGAAUACAGUACAUAUUGUGCUCCUCAUUUAGUGAACUAAUAUAUUAAUCACCAAAACCAAAACACACAUCAUCAUUUACAUUUUUAAUAUUUAUUUUCGAUAAAGAUUCAAGAUUCCUUGAUCGGAAUACUUUCUUGUUUUGGUUUUGCCAUCAUCAUUAUUAUUAUUAUUAUUAUUAUUAUUAUCAUUAUUAUUUCCAGGUGGGGUAUUUGCAGUCCAAACUAAAUUGUCUGGGAUUUAAGAGUCUUCUGCCCAGGAGACAAAAAGAAGUAGAGACAGAUGGUGUUGGAGUUCUGGUGGUUUCUGAGGGAACUCUGCAGGCUUGCCAAAGCUGACCGAGGAAAGGAGCACAGCCUUUUCAAGCAUCAGUGCACUACUGAAGUUCUAUGCAAUUUAGCUGGCCUUAUUUUUUUGGACUGGCUUUCACCCUUCCUCUUUUUUCUUCUUAACACCCGUUUGCCUUUUGAGCGAGGCAGGUGUUUUCUAUGUAUCUGUUUGAGAGCUCUUGUCUGUGUGUGGCGUAACUGUAUGGCAACGUUUUUCUUUUUUUUUUUUUUCUCACGAGCAUCAAGCGUGAAAACUGGAACAGGCCCCGCCCCUUAAGACCAUCACUUACAGCGAUAAUUUGCUGCAUUUGCCAGAUGUCGUGCUGCCGGAGCAGUAAGCAGGGAACGGGAAAACAAUCGUUCUCAUCUUGUGCAGUUUAUUUGUGCACACCGAGAUGCAUCUUUUAAAAAAAUACACCGAUCAGCCAUAAAAUUAUGAUAAUAUUCGUCGUGGCACCUGUAAGUGAAUAAGCAAGUAGACGGUUUUGUCCUCAAAGUUCAUGUGUUAGACUCUUGCACAGUUGGAGGAGGCAGGAAAAAUGGGCAAGUGGAAGGAUUUGAGCGACUCUGACAAGGGCCAGAUUGUGAUGGCUGGACAACUGAGUCAUAGCGUCUCCAAAACUGCAGAUGUUGUGGGGUGUUCCCAGGGUUCCCAGUUCCUAUUAAAACGGGUCAAAAGUGGAGAACCUGCAACUUUAUCAUGGUUUUAAAACCUAUCUUAAUAUAAUAAAUAAAUGAUAUAACUAUCUGUUGGAUGGGGACCCCUGCCUGACAACCUGCAGAACUUAAAGUGGAGUCCACGCAUAUCAGGGUGUUUCGGCAUUGAAGGGGCCACCUACACAAUGUUUCCUGGUUGUCGUAAUGUUAUGGCUGAUCCGUGCAAACUCCUGCAGCUGCGCUAAAAGAAUCGCCGUCGUAGUCGAAGCAAAACCACGCCCUCGAAACUUCUAAGCUAAACCAAAGGACACAUUUUACAAAGCUUCUGCUUCACGUUACUCACGAAUGUCAUUUCUAUUCAUUUUACUUUAAGGAGAUUUCUGUUGUGUGUGCGUUUUGGGUUGUUAUACUGCUGAUUGUAGACCACUUCCUGUUGUCCUGCAGGGGACGCUGUUCCAGACAGGUAGCAAGCCCUGCUCCCAUGAAUCGGGGCCAGAAACGUCAGACUGUACAUAGAGGGCUACAGGCAUGCGAUCGUAUACCCCAGAGGCCUUUUAUUUUUUUUGUUCUUGUUGUUGUUUCUAAUUGUCUUUUUGCAACUUAUUGAGACGUGUCACAAUUUUGCUCUUCAGUGCAGAAGCUGAACGACGCAUGGGGGCAGGAGUGAUCUUUCUAUCACCUCUUUGUAUUCUAACGUCUGUACGGUUUGCUGGAUCAAAGAUUAAGUGCUACUUCUAUCUUGAAGUUUUACAGAAGCAGAAUGUCAAAACACAGGCCGUUCGUUGUUUCAGCAUGCUGGUAUGGAGAAAUGGGUCCUCGUUUUGUUUUUGUUUUUUAUAUAUAUAAUAUUAUAUUUUGAACUAAAAUGCUGCAAUGCAGACUGCGCGCUACGUUUUUAUUCAAAACAGCGUCCAUCCUAAUCAUUACGUAAGUGUAUUUUUCACUGUUUUUAAUCAGUCUGUGUCGAAGAGAAACUGUGUGUUGCUGUCGCCGUGUUCAGCUUUCGUUCAUUUCGCAGGAAAUAGAUCACCCGUGACGACAACUAAUUGAUCACGUCAGACCUGAGUGAGGUCAGCAAAACUUUUAUCAUUUGAGUUGAUAUGAAACCAGCCUCAUGAGUAACAAAGAGCCAUCCUUUUACCGGUACUGUACUUUGUAGCGACGACAUCGAACAUUAUUCAUUCACUGCGUGGCUAUAACAUAACAUCCAGGAACAGCAGGUCUGACUUUCACACCACUCUGACCCUCACACUAACCAGCCAACCAAAGCAGAUGUGUGCAGUGAGACUUAAUCAAGCUAUGAAUCCUACUAACGCUGGAAAGUGUUUGUAACGUGUCUUCCACAAAUGUUUCACUUUUUCUUUUGAACAUAAUUUCAAAAUAUGUAUUGUUUUCCCCCCAUUAUACUCAAAGCAGGUUAAAUUCCCAUUGAAAACAAUGUAGCUUUAUUGAAUGUAGCUCGAUCAGAGGCCUCCUCUAAAGACCUCAAAAUUAAAAAAAAAAAAAAAACAUGUAGCUGUUUAAAACCCAGGGAUACAUGGUGUGCUGUUGGUAUGUUUUACUUUAGUAAACAGGUUCUGAGCCUGAACAAGAUACAGAACGUGACCGAAGGUGUAUGUAAAUGAGGUCCUGGUGGAUGUGAAUGUUUAAUACUAAAAUAAAGCGGUUUUAUACGAGCGGUUUUUAUCAGUAUGUGGUUAAAUGUCGGCAAACAGUUCAUUGACUUACCCUGUUGGCGUCAUUCUUUAAUUUCGUAACGGGGAGAUAAAAGGUUCAGCAAUACUCGUGGCCAUAUUUUAAGUCUCAGCUCAACAGUGUCGGACACUGGUCUUCGCGUUUCAUUUUGCCUCACAGGCAGCAGCGUCCUGACGGUUUUAUGUUAUCGACUUUUAUUUUACUGCUUUCUCUUUUAGAUUUGUACCGUUAUUUUUAUUUGUCAAAAAAAAAUAUAUUGACUCGGUGUACCGUAUUCAUAUGGGACGAGGGCAGAUUCUCUUUCAAAA